Molecule: messenger RNA, 1106 nt
Organism: Ceratosolen solmsi marchali
Lineage: Eukaryota; Metazoa; Arthropoda; Insecta; Hymenoptera; Agaonidae
Gene: CNPYb
Product: FGF signaling regulator protein canopy b
Exons: 6
Coding region: 337-972 (211 amino acids)
Source: RefSeq, a predicted model, not a curated record
CCGCUACUGGGGAGUUUGAGGUUCCGUCCUGAUUUUCCUGAAUUUAUCGUCCACUGUACAUUCCCCAUCCUUUUAUAACUUUAUUAAGUAUUAAAUUAUUGGGUGUAGUCUAAAAUCGGAAAGUGUAAGCUUCGAAAGAACGACUCGUUCUCGACAAGAUAAUCGUCAAUUUAUUCAAUAAGAUAUAAUUUUAAAGGAAGUCUCUAAUUACGUUUAAGUAUGUUGUAGCAGAUCGAUGGUACGUUUAACUUAUGGUCGUCUGUACUUCGUGCUUUUAAAUAUUUUUGAAAUUUCUUUGAAUAUAGACUAGAGUUGUUAAAGAAUUUCGCUAAUACAAUGCGACGCUUAUUUUUAAUUAUUUAUUUGUUAAUAAGUUCUGUCUAUUGUGGAUCUGAGGAGCAAGAAGGUGUUAAGUACGCCGAUAAGUGCGAAGUUUGUAAAGUUGUUGCUACAGAAUUAGAAGCAAGACUCGACGAGACUGGAAAAACAAGUGAUGUUAUAGAAAUUGGUUAUUCGGUAGAUGAUGUUAUUCCAAAAAAAAGAAAAAAAUAUAAAACAUCAGAACUGCGAUUAAUAGAAUCGUUAGAAGAUAUUUGUGCCAGAAUUUUGGAAUAUAAUAUUCAUAAAGAAAGAACUGACAGUACUAGAUUUGCCAAAGGCAUGAGUCAAACUUUCAAAACAUUGCACGGACUUGUGGAUAAAGGAGUUAAAGUUGAACUAGGAAUUCCAUUUGAAUUAUGGGAUAAACCAUCGGUCGAAAUAACAACGCUAAAAACACAGUGUGAAGAUUUGAUAGAAAAUCAUGAAUCGGAUAUAGAAGAUUGGUAUUACAAUCAACAAGGAAAAACUACGUUAAUCAAAUAUUUGUGCUCGGAGCGCGCUUUAAAAGGCAACGACGAUUCCUGUUUAAAAGAGAAAGGAGACACGAGCGAAGCUCCCGUAAUUAAGAAAAAAGAUCAAGAAGAAUUGUAAUAGAUAUAAAUAAGCCUCUUAUCUUGUAACAAACUAUAAUAUUCAAGCGAUGCAUAUUUGACAUAUCAAAUUUCCAAAUAUAAAGUGGUUUAAAGAUCGUUCAAAAUUAAAAUCAUGAAGUACCAUGUGAUAUU